CAUUUAUUGGUUUGAGCGCAUCAUAACUAGCUCAGCUCUCAGCUCAAGCAUGUGCCGUCAGCUGCUUCGGCGCAUCAGACGUGUGAGAAAGGUCGUUUUGAAGUACAUGGAUCCCUUCAGAUGGGCACUUUUUGGCUACUACAUCUUCAUAGGCACUGUCCAAGUGAUCCUGAUGAAGGCCAGCGGGGAGUCUGCCAAGGGCACCGGUAAGGGCUUGGCGUACAACACUGCGUCUGCGAUGAUCUUCAUUGAAGGCAGCAAGAUCAUCUGCUGCCUGGCGGUGGAGUCAUGGCAGGGCGAUGCCGUCCGGAAGGAGGCGGGGGAGACUCGAAGGACGACGACUCUCGGAGGGUGGGCGUACUAUGCCAUCCCGGGCUUCCUCUACGCGGUGGAGAACAACCUGAAGAUCCCUGCCACGGUGAUCCUGCACCCCCACGUCUUCGCGCUGUUCAACAACAGCAAGGUGAUCUUCGCGGCGGUGGGGAUGGUGCUGCUGCUGGGCAGGCGCUUCAGCGUGCUGCAGUGGAUGAGCAUGGUCCUGCUCGGCGCGAGCCUCUGCGUGGCCAAGGUUGAGAUGCUCCUCCCGGCGCCCGAGGCGAGGGAGUGCGCCAGUGCCCCAGCGGACGCGACGCCCCCGCGGGCGCUGGCGACGAGGAGCUCCUCGGAGGUCCGCGUCGACGCCGAGGAGGCAAGGGGCGGCGCGCAGGCCGCGGCGGCCGCCCCGUCCCGCGAGGCCGCGGCGCGAGGCCCUCCGCGGCUGCCGCCGAGCUGUCGCGUUCCCCGCCCCCUCCGCGAGCCCUCUCCUCGGCGGCGGGCCCAAGUUCUCGGAGGGGGACAGGGCUGCCCACGCCCAAGUUCUCGGCGGCGAGCCCGAGUUCUCGGCGGCGAGCCCAAGUGCUCGGAGGGGGACAGGGUGGCCCGUGCCUCGAUCCUUCCCCGUGUUCCCCUUCUCGGGCCUCCUGGGAGGAGGCCCUCGUCGCCACCGCGGGAGUCGCCUCGAGGUCCUGGUCAGAACGCACCCCGGGAGAGAUCCAGGGGGCAGUGGUGCCUUUUUGCCUCUCCAAGUUCGGCAGCGAGCAAGGGGGAGAAAUGAAAAGGAGCAGGCCUUCUCAGAGGGCGGCGGGGCUUCUCAGGAGGCCCCCGCGCCUUCUGAGAGGUUUUGUUCUG
Messenger RNA from Prorocentrum cordatum, 1167 nucleotides. The record is from the annotation of a GenBank genome assembly. NCBI's taxonomy places the organism in Eukaryota, Dinophyceae, Prorocentrales, Prorocentraceae.